UCUCUCUCAAGUGGUAUUCUCUUCAAUGUUCUGUUCUCUCAUCAUUGUUUUUCAGAGGCCACGGAGAUCGUUAACAGGCGUCUCUUUCUCUCUUUCACAGAUGACCGGAUCCGAGGCCACUGCAACAAGACAGUGGAUAUUUACGAGGACGUCUCUUCCCCGGAGUUGACGCGACAGAACCGCUACGGGCCUCUCACCUGCUCCUACCGCUUCAAGGUGAACAAGCCGGCGCUCAAGGACGACUGGGUGAUCGUGGUUCGCUUCAAGAGCUUCAAGGUGGGGCGAGUCCUCAACGCCACCCACUGCGAGAAUGGCUACAUCAAGAUCAUGGACGGCAACGCGCAGACAGACGUAUCCAACAGGAAGAAUCUGGGCAUGUUCUGUGGCGAGAUCGAGCAGACCCGGACCUUCAUCUCGGAGACUUCCUUCGUCAAGAUAAUCUUCAACGUCAACAACUUUACAGAGGAAACCUACUUCAGCUUCGACUCCCGCGUUGAGCUGCAGAAGGAGGUGUACGGCAGGUUCGGGCCUAACUCCAUGCUGUACCCGUUCCGGCGCGGCGAGGUGGUGCCCGGCACGUACUGCGAGCGGGUCUUCACGGACUGCAAGCUCCAGUCGUGCUUCGUGCAGUCCCCGGGCUACCCCAGCGUGUACCCGCGCAACCUGCACUGCAAGUACUACCUCAACACGCGCAUGCCCUUCAUUAAGCUGUAUAUCGAGAAUGAGGAGUUCAACGUGGACGGCCAGCGCUGCGAGAACCCCAUGAUGUGCCCCAUGCGGCCUCUCAGCACCAACUGCCCCUACGACUACAUCCGCGUGUACGACGGCAAGAACGAGAAGGCGCCCCCCAUCGGCACCUUCUGCGGGAUGGGCCGCUUCCCGCACUCCAUCAUCGGCUCGGGCCAGGACGUCAUGGUGGAGUUCGUGUCUUCCCCCGCUGGGCCCUUCCUCAACACAGGCUUCCACUUCAACGUGGGUAAUUGGCCAGGCCACGUGGAGACGAGCGGGUCGCGGAACGGCACGUGUGACUGGGUGUUCUCCAGCGACACGGUGGAACGCGGCCAGGAGUCCACCUUCCUCUCUCUCGCCCAUUGGUACCCGCCCGGCACCUCCUGCUCCUAUCUGAUCCGCGGCCGGCCUGACGAGGUGGUGAGGAUGUACUUCCCGUCAUUCCGCGUGCGUCCCAUCGAAGCUCCGAUCCGCCCCUAUGACGGUGACUGCGGCGAGACUCUCAUCAUCUACGACUCAGACCGCGAGGACGACGCCCGCAUCAUGAAGAUGUUUUGCGACACUUUCUCCCGCCCGCUGGAAAAGCACGACUUCAUCUCCACAGGAAGCGCCAUGUUCGUGAAGUUUGAGAGCCGCACGGGGAGUUACGACGGGUCUUCCCUCUACUACUGGGCCCAAUACGACUUCUUCAACAACACGCACUACGGGAAGCCUGUGGAGGACACGCUUUGUGACGAACUAUUCGAGUCCUUUGUGCGGCCCGAGGGAAAGUUUGGCUCGCCGCUCAACACCCUCCUGUACAAGACUGAGGAAGACGUCAUGUGCCGCUACCACUUCAAGGCGCCUCGAUACCAGUACCGCCGCAUCCUCCUCACCAUCAAUUCCACAAAUUUCAAACACAAUGACGACGCCUGCGUGGACUGUCUGAACGAUAAGGUUGACAAACUGAAGAUUAUCGAUCCCUUCCGUAACGGCACCAACGUCUGCAUCUGCGAGGUGUGGGUGCCAGGGAAUCGAGUCCCGCCGAGCAUUGUGUCCAACGGCCCCUCCCUCACGCUGGAGAUGCACAUCGACCACCGCCACGCCAUGCAGAACUACUUCAAGUCCACCACUCCCAUAUUUGAAGGCACGUACAAAUUCAUCCACAGUCCCAUCUGCGGUCCGACAGUCAUCCCCGCCGCCACAGAAGGCAAUAUAAUCUACCCCAAAUACGAGCCUUACGUGUACGGCGGUUACGGUGAGGACGUGCACUGUAUCUGGGAGCUCCGAGUCAAGCAGGAGCGAGACGUGUGGCUCUACGUGGACCAGCUCGACUUCUCCCUCAACGAUUGCUCCCUGGAGGUGAUCGAAGUAUUCCUGCCAGGUCGCGACCGCCCAGAAUUCACCAUAUGCGAGAAGGGAGACACGGCGGACGAGAGCAAGACCACCAUCCUCAAAUCUCGGGACCUGGUGGAGGGCGCCAUAAUCAUCCAUUUCAAGUCAUCGGCUCCAGGACACUCCAACUUUAAGCUGACCUGGACGGAGCUUUUCGAACUGCCACGAAAUAGCGACGGGACAGUCAUGACCUCCAAGCUGAUGGCCCCUGGGGACUGUGAAUUUGUGUGCCCCGGCCAGCCCGCCUGCAUCCAGAACGACCUGGUGUGCAAUGGCGUCCGUAACUGUCCAGGCAACAGUUCUGGGGCCGCCCAGCACGACGAGGCUCCUGAGAUCUGCUUCUCUCGCACCGGGUCCAAGUUUAACUACGUGGCCCUCGGUCUGGGAGCCGCCGGAGGCACAGUGGUGGCCGUGGCUGUCAUUAUUGUCGUGUGUCGCAACUGCCGUAAGCGCCCAGACGACAACACUUUCUAAGAUGACUAUGCAACAAUUGAGUUUUCAGUGUUGUGCGCUAGUGGACGAUGGGCGAGUCCAGACCCAAGUGUUGAAGGAACAAUAGUGCACGUGCAACCCAGGAAACACAAGCGCACAAGUAUACAGCAACAGCACAAGAAGCAUACCAGUGUUACCUUUGUAGAGUCUGUUCAGCAUGGCAGAGUGUGGGUUAGGCGUCUCUUCCAUACCUUACAUCACGUGGCAAGACAAUAACAAUAAGACUGAACCUCUCGUACCUUCCGUCUCAAGCGGAAAUGUGAAAACUUGAGUGUACAACUCCUCCCAGUGGUCUUGAGGCCAGGCUGCUGCUGCCCUUCCCGGUGUACAUGUGCAUAAAGAAUAUUUAGAUAUAAUUAGUUAUCUAAAGUGUAAGCUGUAUAUACAUACUAUAUAAUGGUGUAGCAUAAUGUAGGUCGAAUUUGACAUCAGUGUAACUCUUCUUAUAACUCGUAAGGGAAAAAAAACUCAGAAUCAAAUUUGAAUUAAGUACAAAUAAGCAUCGCAAGGUAACAACAGCGAUAGCCGUGCUGGGAACAACACUGGAGACGUGCCAAGGCAAGAGAGAGAUUUUACCAUUUAUCAGCACACACGAGUGAUAGAUACCAUACAAAGUGUUUAUUUUGUCUACACUGCGGCCACCUCAUGUGUCAACACGCUGCAGGCUGCAAGGACGCGCACUGGACUGGAUGUGGCACGUGACGGUGUGCGGUGUUGUUCUCCGGGCCUGUCACCUCGUGCCCCGGGUCACCAGCACGGCAGACACUCGGGCGUGAGGCAGCGUGGACGUGGUGUCACGUGCGUUAAGUCAACUGCACACUGAAUUACUAUUUGCCGUAUUGCGCAUGCGUGAUAAGUCUUGCAUGGCGCGGUCCGUAGUACUCUCAAAAGUUCGGUGUCUUUUCUUGACCGCUUUGAACAGACCUUCCAGUAGAGGGUAUUCGAGUUUUCAAGAGUACAUAAAUUCAUGAUUCUAUUGAUAGUCGAGCAGGAUUGCUGUAUCAUUAAUGAAAAUAAAAAUAAUAAUAACAAACACCAGUAAGAACCUAACUAAUCACAUCUGUAGUCUCUGAAAAUAAUUCUUAGUUGUGUUUAAAACCCGGGCCUGACAGUAAACGAACAUUUGCAAUGCUCAGAAUUGUUUGGCCACAUUAGUGUAUCACUAAGUAAAUAAACUGAUGUUAUUAUCUUGCUGCAUCAACCGUCAUGCAAGAGUCAUGACACACGUGCAGUACGGCGAAUGGUAACUUCCCUCACGUUAGCUUUGAGGCAGCGUCACUGUGCACCGCCCCUUAUGUUGUGCUGUCAGUCUCACCACUCACCGCGCCACUCGCUGGUAUUCACUGGUAUGCAUUUCAUUUAGACUUACCAUUAUAAUUUUCCCAAUAAGCUUUAUUGAUAAGUUCAAUUGAGCAUACUUGUCUCACUCUAAAGGACGAAACUAUCAAUAUUUUUUUUCCUGCUGAGCGAAAUCAUAUACUUGAAUGUUAUAUACGUUAUUACUAUUUAUUUUAUUUUUACCUAACCAGCCCUAACCUCACCUAACUGCCACGCGAGACUUUCUGCGCAAUUCUCCGUAAAAAAAUAGUAGUAACUGCGGCAGUAAUGACGUGUGUAACAAGCAAGAAUGCAAUGUUACGUACCAGGAAAGACAAAACAGUUUCGUCUGAAAGAGUGAGACGGGUGUCAUUCUCUAAUAAUACCACUUAUAUGAUACUCAGUUCCUUAUUAUGUUAUAUAUUUAGUUCAUAUCAGUUCACUAGUACAAUAUAUCAUAAUGGUCUUCAUUAUUUCCAUUAACCAUUUGACUCCUAACGAUUCGAUGACACUUGUCAGUUCAUCUGAGUAACUCUAGGCAACUGAACCAAGCAAGACGAAAGCUGCAGACACUGGAAGGUUUGAACUACUCAAUCUUUUUUGCUGUCAGUGGUGUCUUUCGAAACUAUACGCUAAACUUGCACCAGACUAUGUUAAGUUUGCGAAGUCACAACAGUCAGAGGAUUAAUGCAGCACUUACAGUCAUUCAGUUUCCCGUAAGCCUUUUGAACAUCAAUGCAUACCCAAACAGUGAAGUGGAAAAAAUAGAAAAUACCAGUGUAGUAAGAAAGAAAUAUUACAAUAAAGACCAAUAUCAUUUUGACCCCAGCGAAGAGUGUUCAGCUUCCCUCCCAGCAAGGAAAGGCGGGAACACACAAAAAGGAUCGUAUUCUCAAACGUUUCCAUGUCUCUUCCGGGACUACUUUUAACAGGGUCCAGUGGAAGUUAUAUUUUCAAGGACGUUUCCGUUAUGUCAGUGAUAGUUUAACAAGAAUCUGCAUCAUCAGUAAGAAGAAACAAACAUGAAGAUCUGACUGUUGUAUUUUUGUGGUCUUUGAAAAUUGUCCUUAUGAAAGAACAGAGCGUUUGAAAAUACGAGCCCUUGGAACAGAGACAGGACGGAGGCGUGCUGGACUCAGGGCUGGUAUUCUGAAACACUUUACUCUCUAAUAAGGACUACGAGUAUUCUCAAAGAUAACAUAGAUGAUAAACAGAGUUUCAGGUGUGUUAUCCCCAUCACACAUGCAGAAACAUUACUAAACUAUCACUAGAAUAAAGAAAACCCUUUUGAAAACCAUUGUAACUUCUACUACUGUUGAAGAAGCAGACCAGAUAAGACACAGACAUGCCUGAGAAUACUGUCCUACUUUCUCAGUGUACGAGAGAAUCCAAGAGAGACAGACUAUCGACGUGUACGUAAGCUAUCAUUUUGUACAUAUAAAAGCAGUAUUUGCAUAGGUUCUGUGAUUGGUUGUUGUAAUUUGCUAUCAUAAUGACGGAUGUGAUGGACAGUCGUGUCGGCAGCUUCCACCACGGAGACUGCCAGAGCACUGCGACCAUUUUCCUUUAGCUUUUUAAGACGUGUACGUAAUGAGUGUGUGCUCCACUGGCCUUGAGCUUAACUUGUAGGUGGAAGUAGAAGUAUCCAGCCUACCGAUUCUACUACUACGACUACUGCUAUAACUACUACUACUACUACUACUACUACUACUACUACUACAACUACUGUCACUACUACAACUCCUGUUCUUUUCUCUCCACUACUACUACUACUACUAUCACUACUACAACUCCUGUUCUUUCUCUCUCCGAUUUUACUAUUACUACUACUACUAAACUUACUGACUUACCGUUACUACUACUAUUACUACUCUCCUUUCUGUCUCUCUCCCACUACUACUACUACGAUAAUCACACUACCACUACUCUCAUCUUCUUUCUCCCUGCCUCCCUCCUUCCCUCUUUUCCCUUUUGCAUCAGCUCAAGGACAAUAAACAAAACAAAGCACCGAGCUCCACACACCUUCCCUUCACCGCCUGUCACACCUCCAAGCACGCCGUCCCUCCCUCUCCCUCCCCCCAGACGCUUCCAGUUGGCUUCCAGGGCGAAAAUGUCACAGCAGUCAUCGGGCUGUGGGCAAGUCAUCCUGUCUUCGCCCCUCGUGUGUGAAUUGGCCAGGUUUUAAAUGACUUUUGCUAUUUUUUUUUUUUUUGCAGGGUAGGGCUAUUGAAGGAGAAUAUUUGUAUGUUUGAGGUAUGUGUUUGUUUGUCUGUUUGUUUUUUUGUUUGCUUGCUUGCAGGGGGAGUAUUGGAAAAGGUAUAUUUGUAAUUUUAUGUAUGUAUGUGAGAGGUAUGCGUUUGUUUGUGUUUGUUUGUUUGUUUGUUUGUGUGUGUGUGUGUGUGUGUGUGUGUGUGUGUGUGUGUGUGUGUGUGUGUGUGUGUGUGUGUGUGUGUGUAGGAGGUCCACUUUAUUUUAUCCAUACACAUAUCAACAUAAAGCAAUAUCUUCUAACGUUUUCUUUUCUUUUUUUUUUACUUUAUAUUUAUCAUUGAAGGUAAACAUAGAGAGCAAUAUAAAGAAGCAAUACUAUUUUGAGUUUUCAUUUAGUAGAGUGAAGCUUAAAAUCAUAAAGCAAUAUAAAGAAAUGAAAGAGAAAAAAGCAGUAUUAUUAUAAUUUUUUUUUUACUUCCUACAUUUCCAUAGACCUUCUACGCCUGUGUGUGUGUGUGUGUGUGUGUGUGUGUGUGUGUGUGUGUGUGUGUACCCCCUCCCUGCCAUGCCUCAUGUUAUAUAGUGGUAUAAACAUUGUACUUUACUCCAGCAAUGUUGGUCAUAAUUUUCCCUCUCGUAUGCUGCGGCGCCGUUACAAGUUUGGCCAUGUACGAUAUGCCGCUAUAAAGUAUUUAAUCGGUUGGCAUGUAUAUUGUUGUAUCCCACAGACGCACACACACACACACACACACACACACACACACACGCACACACACAACGCAAAACACAAAAGCACCACUACAGCAAACUAACUACAAACUGUUCGCGCCGCCAGCCACCGUGUAAAUCAUUGGAAUAUUUCGGUGUUCACAACUUUCGAUCGCAACAUGUACAUACCUAGUUACCUGACGCCAAAAAUUAGUAUCAGUUUUUAUCAUUACCUUUUUUUUUUUUUUUCACGAUGGAUCAAUACAUUUUCGGUUCUUGACGUGUUAACUGAGUAUAAAAAAAAAAAAAAACUUAUUUCCGCCACGUUUUUUAUGUUUACAUGUGUAUAUGUAUGUCAGGGUGUUUAUGCUAUACAGGGAGCGAAGAGAGGGUGUAUUUCUAAGGAUGCUGAUAAAAAUACAGGUACGGAGAGGAAGUGUGUAUGUAACAGUAAUGGUAUACAGGAGGCGGAGAGGAAUAUACGUGUAAAGGUUUUCAGAAUAUACAGGGACGUGUGUGUGUGUGUGGAUGUUGAGAAUAUACGGGAGCGGAAAAAAAGAGAUGUAUGAAUGAAGGUGUUGAAAUAUACACCAGCGAAAAGGAAGGAAUGUAUGUAUAUGGAUGUUAAGAGGAGUAUACGUGUGUGUGUGUGUGUGUGUGUGUGUGUGUGUGAUAAGCAGUGGCAGAAAAGAAGGGGUGUAUGUAUAAGGAUGCUGAGAUAUUCAAGGGCAGAAAAAAUAUUUAUAAGGUGUUUAAAAUAUACAGAGAUUAAAAACAAGAGUGAUGAGAUAUACAGGGGCGAAAAGGAAGGUGGAUGUAUGUAUUUGGGUGUUUAUGAUAUACAGGGGCGAAAAGGUAGGUGUAUGUACGUAUAAGGGUGAUGAGAUAUACAGGGGCGGAGAGGAAGGGGGGCAGGAGGCGUCAGGCACUCUCAACAUGGUGUCACCUUGUAUCAUGAUCAAUUUAGAUAACAUUAUAUUUUAGUUUCGUAACUGUGUGUUUUAUUAUCCUCCCAAAGCCUGGGUAAAAGUAACACAACUACAUACACGUACACAUAACAUACAUAAUUUGUUCGAGUUUGCCGCACGGUCACAAGCAUAUCAACAAGUCUAAACAUUCUAAACAUGAAUUCUACACAAUUCCGCCGCAGUUGUGACGGUAAACUAUUUUCUAUUUUCCUAAACAACAAAACCUCAACAUUUUGCAUAGCUGGGUCAGGACUCUCUCUGCUAUACUCACAGCUAUUCGGAAAAUUCCAGUGUUGUUGAGUUGGUUUAUAUCAUAAUUUUUAAAUAGUACAUAUUAUAUAACAUGUACAGUCGAGUGACACGCCUAGUUUGUGUGUGUGUGUGUGUGUGUGUGUGUGU
Messenger RNA from Scylla paramamosain (green mud crab), 8198 nucleotides. Its product is annotated as cubilin-like. NCBI's taxonomy places the organism in Eukaryota, Metazoa, Arthropoda, Malacostraca, Decapoda, Portunidae. The annotation marks the transcript as partial. Gene Ontology annotation, cellular component: plasma membrane. The transcript is spliced from 3 exons. The record is from RefSeq and is a predicted model, not a curated record.